Hevea brasiliensis (rubber tree) is the source of this 2887-nucleotide messenger RNA. RefSeq lists its product as uncharacterized. Bases 360 to 2804 code for a protein of 814 amino acids. The transcript is spliced from 9 exons. Gene Ontology annotation, biological process: glutathione metabolic process. Gene Ontology annotation, molecular function: protein binding; glutathione transferase activity. The record is from RefSeq and is a predicted model, not a curated record. NCBI's taxonomy places the organism in Eukaryota, Viridiplantae, Streptophyta, Magnoliopsida, Malpighiales, Euphorbiaceae.
UUUCCCCAAUUUUGAAGUUUACUUGUUAAAUUCACUUUCUCUGAAGUUAAAAAAAAAAAAAAAAAAAAUAGAGCUUUUGAACUGAAUGGGUUGUGGCAAAGAUUAUGAGGGAAACAGAAGACGACUGGAAUUUUGAUGCAUAAUAUGAGUUGAGUCAGCCACCUCUAAAUGAUGAAAUAGUUUUCAUUAGUAGUUGGCACUUGGCAUCCAUCAGUGGAGGAGACAGAGAAAGGAACUUGAUAGGAUUUUUGGUUAUCUUUGAAGCCAAACCCACUCAAGGGAGAACAAAGAAGAUGUGAAAGCAAGGGAUAAAAAGCACAGGACACAGUAAAAAUUUUCAUCAGAAACUAAGAAAACCGAUGCAACAAAAAAAUUCAACAGCAUAUACUGCUCUUAUUUGUGGGCUCUCUCAAACGGGAAAGAUGGUGGAAGCAGAAAGACUUUUCAAUGAAAUGCUUAAAAAAGAGUUGGAGCCAGAUGAGGUUACAUAUACAGCAUUUACUGAUGGUUAUUGCAAGUCAGGUGAGAUGAAAAAAGCUUUUUCCCUUCACAAUCAGAUGGUCCAAAUUGGGCUUACUCCAAAUGUUGUCACAUACACUGCACUGGCUGAUGGCCUUUGUAAAUGUGGGGAGCUAGACACAGCGAAUGAGCUUCUUCAUGAGAUGUGCAGAAAGGGCCUUCAAUUAAAUAUUUGCACUUAUAACUCAAUUGUUAAUGGCCUUUGCAAAGCGGGAAAUAUAUUACAAGCAAUAAGGCUGAUGGAAGAAAUGCAGGAAGCAGGGAUGUAUCCUGAUACUAUCACUUACACCACAUUGAUGGAUGCUUACUGUAAGACAGGGGAGAUGGUUAAGGCACACGGGCUUCUGCGUGAGAUCCUGGAUAAGGGGCUUCAACCUACAGUUGUCACAUUCAAUGUGCUCAUGAAUGGUUUUUGUUUGUCCGGAAUGCUGGAAGAGGGUGAGAGGCUACAAAAAUGGAUGCUGGAGAAGGGCAUAAUGCCAAAUGCCACUACCUACAAUUCUAUUAUGAAGCAGUACUGUGUUAGAAAUAAUAUGCGAACUACAACUGAGAUUUACAGGGACAUGUGUGCUCAAGGAGUGAUCCCUGAUAGCAACACAUAUAACAUUUUAAUAAAAGGGCACUGUAAAGCUAGGAAUAUGAAAGAGGCAUGGUUUUUGCACAAAGAAAUGGUUGAGAAGGGAUUUAACCUCACGGUUAGUUCCUAUAAUGCUCUCAUCAAGGGUUUUUUCAAGAGGAAGAAACUUUUGGAGGCAAGAGAGCUAUUUGAAGAGAUGAGAAGGGAAGGGUUGGUAGCUGAUGCAGAAAUAUAUAAUCUUUUUGUUGAUAUAAAUUAUGAAGAAGGGAACUUGGAAACCACUCUUGAGCUUUGUGAUGAAGCAAUAGAGAAGUGUCUGGUGGAUGAAGCCAGGAAUGGAAACGUAGUGUUUGUAUAUUUUUGCACAAGCCUUGUCCUGAACCAACAAAUAAUUCGAUUGGUUGCAGCAUUUUGGUGCGAACUGUUUAAAUUCCUGGCAAAGUUGGAAUUCAGGGUCAAGCCUGAUGAAGGUGAAUCUUGGACACACCAAAUUAUAGAAGCUAAGGAAAACAAAUGCUUGCAAGUUGCAACUAAUUUUGUUGGUUUGUCAAGGAUUGAGACUAUUAAUGGUGGUAGUUUAUUUUUAUGGAGGAUUGCGCUCAAAAAGAUGCCCACAGAUUAUUCUCACAUUGGUUCAACUUCUACUGUUGAUAUGCUCGGCUUAAUGUUAUUCAUCUCAUCAAAAAAGCAUCCUUCUAAACUCACAACUCUUAUUGCUGUGGUGGCCGGCCGUCACCAUGAGCUUCAUCAAUCUUCCAUCAACAAUUCUUUCACCGCCUGUAAUGCGUCACAGAUUCGUGGGUGUAUUAUAAUUGGUCUAAAAAGAUUCCCUGGCUUCGCCGCCGGCCACACGACUAGUCUUCUGAAAGAGGCCAACUGCUCUUCCAAUUCCACAAGUAUACCAUCUUGUUUCAUAUUAAACACCUACCACCUUUUUCACACGCUAUUCCAACCUCCCCUUCCAUGCCUAUUUAACCCAUCUGCUUCCCUAAAAGCUUUUCACAGUACAGCCAUGGCCAGGACUGAGCUCAAGCUUCUAGGAGCAUGGCCUAGCCCAUAUGUUAUGAGGCCAAGAAUUGCCCUUAACAUCAAAUCUGUUGAUUAUGAGUUUCUUCAGGAAACUUUUGGAUCAAAAAGUCAGCUCCUUCUUGAAUCUAAUCCUGUCCACAAGAAAAUCCCUGUUCUCAUUCACAAGGGCAAGCCUAUUUGUGAGUCUCUCAUCAUUGUAGAGUACAUUGAUGAGACUUGGUCUUCUGGUCCAUCUAUUCUUCCCUCUGAUCCAUAUGAUCGUGCUAUUGCAAAAUUUUGGGGCGCCUAUGUCGAUGAGAAGUGGUUUCCAAAUUUGAGAAUCCUUUCAACUGCUGAAGGAGAGGCAAAAGAUCAGGUUAUAGGGACAAUAGUUGAAGGGCUUGACCUGCUGGAGGAUGCAUUUGUGAAGAUUAGCAAAGGGAAAACUUUCUUUGGAGGAGGCCAAAUUGGGUACCUUGACAUAGCAUUUGGUUGCUACUUGGGGUGGUUAAGAGCCUCAGAGAAGAUGAGUGAAGUGAAGCUGCUAGAUGAAGCAAAGACUCCAGGUCUUGCAAAAUGGGCUGACACCUUCUCUUCUCAUCCUGCUGUGAAGGAUGUCAUGCCAGAAGUCGACAAGCUUGUUGAGUAUGGAAAGUCUCUUGUAGCCAAAUACAGAGCUGCAAAAGCAGCAUCCUCCUAAUUAAGUAACCAUAUCAUCCUUAUUCAGCUAGUGUGUAUGCCUUGUGUGUUGUUUUCUAAUGCUAGCAAGAAAUUAUCAUUAAA